AUGUUUGAGCAAUUUCAUUUUAUUUGCUCAGUUGCUUAUAACUGUUAUCCAAAAAUGUCAUCACCUCCUAAAAGAUUGAAUCCAAUUGAAGAGCAUGCUUGUUUAAAUGAAGCAAUCAGGAAAGAGAAUCAAUAUUCUCGUAUAAAUACUGUUUUCACUUUGAACCCUAGAAGCCGUAAUUCCUAAAUAGUUGUGCUUUUGUCUGAUAAGCCAAACCGAACAGGAAUUCUCAAUGUAAAUGAAGAAGCUAAAGCAAAUGAUGAUAGCCCAAAAUUUAAAGACCAGCUCAUGCGACUUUCAGCCGUUCCAAAGAUGAAAACCAGCCAUCCCUUAACAUCAAAUCAAGAAUUUGGAUGGGAUGCAGAUAUGCCUCAGUACAGAAGUACUUGGAAGCAUACAAAGCCAAGCUGUGCCGAAACAAAAUAUGCAAAUAGCUAUUAUACCAUGACAAGAAAAAGCCCUUACUCCAAUAAAGUCAAUGAAGCACCAGCUAAAAAAUAA
Blepharisma stoltei is the source of this 501-nucleotide messenger RNA. NCBI's taxonomy places the organism in Eukaryota, Ciliophora, Heterotrichea, Heterotrichida, Blepharismidae. The record is from the annotation of a GenBank genome assembly.